Molecule: messenger RNA, 7369 nt
Organism: Branchiostoma floridae (Florida lancelet)
Lineage: Eukaryota; Metazoa; Chordata; Leptocardii; Amphioxiformes; Branchiostomatidae
Product: sushi, von Willebrand factor type A, EGF and pentraxin domain-containing protein 1-like
Exons: 42
Coding region: 305-7369 (2354 amino acids)
Source: RefSeq, a predicted model, not a curated record
UUGUCAUGCUGCUAUCCAUGACGGUAGGAUUACGGAUGCAGGUGGACAGGUGACCGUGUACAAAAGGCCCGGACAGAACUCGUACCAUGGAUCCAGACAGAAUGGCUUCCAAACGAAUGAUUUUGGACCAUGGCCUAGAUCCUUCGCCUUUGCACCAGUUACCAGAGAGGAAAAGUCGACAAGUACCAGCUGCGCCAGAGACGACUACACGUUCUUCAACGGGAUCUGCUACAAGGCCUAUGGCAGAAACGAGAGGUACAAUGAGGCCCGACAAGUGUGUGCUUCGGACGACGGGAUCUUAGCAAUGCCAAAGGACGAUGCCACCAACAAUUUCAUUAGUCAGCUGUGCGAUGCGGACUGUUGGAUCGGGCUGUCGGAACCGAACGCGGAAGACCUGUGGGAAUGGGAGGACGGUUCGAAUCUCAGCUCGACGGGCUUCAGUGCCUGGGCAAGAAGAGCCGGAAUCCAGAACUCAGGAGCAAGAUCUGAUGAUUCAGGAGAAAAGGUCAUUGAUCAUAAUCAUGAUCAUUCUGAUAACAAAGACUGUGUUCUGCUGCAGCGCAUUGGACCCAAGUGGGACGAGCACGAUUGUACUCAUGGGCACCAUUUCGUCUGUCAAUCAAAUCACGUGAUUCACUCCCAGGUACAGACCGAGUGUAAUGUGCUGACGAACCCUGACCCCAUAGCUCAGGAAGCCCACCUGUACGGCACGACCAUACACUUCACCUGCUCAACAGGGCACACAAUGGUUGGUACAGCAGACCGGGUGUGUCAAGCCAAUGGCCAAUGGAGUGGCUCACAACCCACCUGUCAUGCACACCAUGUGCCAGAGUGUAGACCCCUUCACGCACCUCACCACGGAACGAUCAGUGGGGGCAACAAUCUAGGAGACACUGUGACCUUCUCCUGCGACCCUGGUUACCAGCUAACAGGUUCUGUCACAAGGACCUGUCAAUCAACAUUGGACUGGUCUGGGACACAGCCGACUUGUACCAAGGUCCAGUGUCCCGAGGUGACCACUCCGCCCAAUGGACAGAUAUCUCGUCACCACUUUGAAUAUGGAAAUCAUCUGCAGUUCUCCUGCAAUGCUGGUUACGAACUGGUAGGUGGCAGCUCUGAAAUAACGUGUCAGGCUGAUGGAACGUGGGAUGGAACAGCACCAGUGUGUAACAAGAUACAGUGUCCCCCAGGCCAAUCCCCAUCACAUGGCCAUGUGACAGGUAACAUUCAGUAUGGUGACACCAUCAGCUACAACUGUGAAGCAGGGUACGUCCUGACCGGCGAUGCCACCAGCACUUGUCUCAGUACAGGGGUGUGGAGCAAUCAGCCGCCACAGUGUACCGCACUGGCGUGUUCCAUGCCCUCUGCCCCUGCGCAUGGUUCAGUGGAUGGUACCACUUUCUUUGGGGAUGUGAUAACCUACACCUGUGACCCUGGCUACACCCUGAGUGGAGCCUCCACCCAGACAUGUCAGAGUAACCAGCAGUGGUCAGGCACUCCACCAACUUGUCAAAAACUUCAGUGUGCAAGCCUGGCUGCCCCUGACCAUGGGACAGUGAGUAGCAGCACCAACUUUGUCGGAGACACAGUUACCUUCUCCUGCGACCCUGGGUUCGAGAUCCAAGGCUCUACAGAUCGGCUCUGUCAAGCAGACGGAACAUGGUCGGGAACACAACCCAGGUGUAGAAGGGUAAGGUGCCCAGCACUGACUGCUCCAGCCAAUGGGGACAUGACUGGAAACAACAGGUACGAGAGCCAGAUGCAGUUCAGCUGUAACAGUGGGUACCAGCUGGUUGGCAACGCCACCCUCACCUGCCUGGCUGACCAGACAUGGAGUGGACCGGUGCCGAACUGUAGCCCGGUUCAGUGCCCCUUCUUGCAACUGUCCAAUGGCUUUAUAACUGGAGGAACUGUGUUUGGUGACACGGCCAGCUUUGGUUGUGACCCCGGAUACCUCUUGAUUGGUCAAGCCACCACCACCUGCCUAAGCACCGGUACCUGGAGUGCUGCAACUCCUACAUGCACAAUAAAGACCUGUCAGCCACCUGUGGCUCCAAGCCAUGGGUCAGUGACUGGUGGGAACACCUACGGGGACGUGGCCACAUACGCCUGCGAUCCAGGCUACGAAAUGGUCGGGAGCCCCACCCAGACAUGCCAGGACAAUGAGCAUUGGUCAAUCGCUUCACCAUACUGUUUAAGAAUGGAGUGUGCCAAACUGGAUGCACCCGUGCAUGGGUCCAUCAGUGGGACAAGCUACGUCGGUGAUACUGUGACCUUCUCCUGCGACACUGGGUACGAGAUUACCAGCGGUUCCUCCUCACGGACCUGUCAAUCAACACAGACCUGGACUGGCACACAGCCAACUUGUACAAAAAUCAAAUGCCCUACUGUGAGUGCCCCUGCCAAUGGUAACAUGGUGGGAAGUAUAGAGUUCGGUGACCAGCUACAGUUCUCCUGUAGUCUCGGUCAUCAGCUCAUCGGUAGCAGCACACUGACAUGCCAGGCUGACCAGACAUGGGACGGGGCAGUAACAACAUGCAGUCCCAUUCAGUGCCCACCCCUACAGUCUCCACAGAAUGGCCAAGUCAGCGGUGGUAGCUCCUAUGGGGACACAAGCACCUACACUUGUGAUAUCGGUUACCUUCCGUUUGGGUACAGCACCACAGAAUGCCUCAGUACAGGCACUUGGAGUUCACAGCCACCACAAUGCAUACUGAAAACCUGCCCCCCACUGACAGCCCCCAAUCACGGCAGUGUGGUUGGUGGGAACAACUACGGGGAUGUUGCCCACUACGCCUGCGACCCAGGCUACGACCUUGUCGGGACACCAUCACGGACGUGUCAGGACAACCAGCUCUGGAGUGGGACAGCACCAUCCUGUAUUAAAAUGGAGUGUGCAAUCCUGGACCCACCUACCCAUGGGACAAUCACCGGCACCAACUUCGUUGGGGACACUGUGACCUUUGCCUGUGACCCUGGGUACGAGAUCACUGGUGGUACCUCCAACAGAACAUGUCAAUCAACACUGGACUGGUCUGGAAAACAACCAAUUUGCUCAAAGAUACAGUGUCCGCUCUUCAUUGCCUUAGCCAAUGGACACAUGACAGGUGGUAAUAGCUACGGUGACCAGUUACAGUUCCAGUGUAGUGCCGGCUAUCAGCUGGUGGGAAGCAGCACCCUGUAUUGUCAGGCUGAUCAAACAUGGACCGACGUAGCCCCAACUUGCACCUUAAUCCAGUGCCCUGCUGUCCAGGCUCCACUGAAUGGUGGUGUGGCUGGGGGUAACUUCUUUGGCAACACGGCCACCUACACCUGUGAUGUUGGGUACCUCCUGAUUGGUCACAGUACCAGCACAUGCCUCAGCACAGGCAUCUGGAGCAGUCAGGCCCCUCAGUGCACAUUGAAGACCUGUCAGCCACUUGCGGUUCCAGACCACGGCACAAUGAUGGGUGGAAACAAUUACGGAAACGUCGUCACCAACGCCUGCGACGUCGGCUAUGACCUGAUAGGAAACCCCACCCAGACGUGCCAGGACAACCAGCAAUGGUCUGGUUCCCCACCAAUUUGUCAAAAGGUCCAGUGUGCCCCACUGAGUGCGCCAACUUAUGCAACCAUGACGGGAACAGGAAAUGAGUACGGGGACACCGUGCACUUCACCUGUUUGGUGGGACACACCCUGACAGCAGGAGACACUGACCGAACUUGUCAAGCAGAUGGCACAUGGAGUGGUCUUCAGCCUUCUUGUACAGUGAAUGAAUGUCCACAACUUGAUACACCUACCAAUGGCCAGGUUUAUGGCCAUAAUGCCUACACUGAUGUGAUGGUCUUCUUCUGUAAUGACGGAUAUGAACUGGUCGGUGAUGUUGUGCGACAGUGCAAUCAAGAUGACGGCACGUGGAGCGGGACCCAGCCAUCUUGUCAAAAAAAAGAGUGCCCCCCACUUUCAACACCCAGUAACGGUUUCAUGUCUGGCACAAACUUCUAUGGUGACCAGGUGACCUUCACAUGUCAUUCCGGGUACGAGAUCUCCGGAAGUGCGGUCUUGACCUGUCAGAUGAACCAACAGUGGAACGGAACCCAGCCAACGUGUGAACGGAUUCAUUGCCCACCAUUGAGUCCCAUAGCCAAUGGACAGAUGAGCGGAGGUCAUCUGUUUAAUGACCAAGUCAUGUUUGUGUGCAACUCUGGCUUCGAUCUCAGUGGAAGUUCCUCACGGACAUGUCAGGCAGAUGGAACAUGGUCUGGAAUACAGCCUGUUUGUGACCCCGUGGUAUGCCCAGACACGUCAUCCCCUGCCCACGGCUCAGUGACUGGAGGGCUGUAUCUCGGUGACACGGCAACAUACUCCUGUGACCCUGGGUAUGAACUACAUGGAAGUGCCACCCAGAUAUGUCAGGCCGACCAAACAUGGAGUGGGACACAGCCAACAUGUCACAGAAAGUCAUGCUUGACACUGGACCCCCCUCUGAAUGGUAAAGUCAAUGGUUCCAACCUAUAUGGAGACAUGGUAACCUUCACUUGCAAUGUUGGGUUUGACUUGGUGGGCGACCAGACAAGGACCUGUCAGAGUGACCAGCAGUGGAGUGGAUCACAGCCUUACUGUCAAAAACAAGUCUGCGGUCAGCUGCUACACCCAAGCCACGGCACGGUGUCAGGCGGCACUAACUAUGGCGACCAGGUGACCUUCACAUGUGAUCCUGGGUACGAGAUCUUUGGAAGUGUGACAUUGACCUGUCUUGGGAAUCAGCAGUGGAGCGGAGCUCCACCCGCAUGUACAGUGAUAACAUGCCCACCCCUUAGUCCGGUGAGCAACGGUCAGAUGAAUGGCGGCACCUCAUACGGAGACCAGGUGACGAUUGCAUGCAAUGUCGGGUACAGUCUCAGUGGGAGCCCCUCGCGUACCUGUAUGGCGGACGGAACAUGGUCAGGAGUCCAGCCAGUCUGCAACCACAUGAAGUGCCCUGACCUGGUAGCACCACAACACGGGUCUAUGAAUGGAGGAACAAGUAUCGGCGACACUGUGACGUUCUCCUGUGAUACUGGGUAUGAGCUUGUUGGGACGUCUGACCAGACAUGUGAAGUAACUCAAACUUGGAGCAAUGCAACACCGACAUGCACAAGAUUAGCAUGCCAGAACCUGGACCCUCCCACCUACGGUACGAUAAAUGUAACCGGCAACCUGUAUGGAGACACAGUGACAUUUGACUGCGAUGUCGGUUACCAGCUCAUAGGCAGUCCAACAUUGACCUGUCAGAGUGACCAGCAGUGGAAUGCAUCACCACCUUCCUGUGAAAGAAUACAGUGCCCACCACUGACAUCACCAGCAUUUGGUUGGCACUUUCCUACCCAGUACUACUAUGGGUACAAAGUGACAUUCGAAUGUGAUACUGGGUUCAACGUCAUAGGCAGCGCCACACUGACGUGCCAGGCUGACGGACAGUGGAGCGCAACAGAGCCUACAUGUGAAAGAAUCCAGUGCCCUCCACUCAGUCCUAUAUCAAAUGGUCAGAUGAGUGGAGGCGGCAGCUUCUUUAAUGACCGGGUGACCUUUGUGUGCGACUCUGGCUACGAUCUCCAUGGAAGCGACAGACGAAUAUGUCUAUCAGACGGCACAUGGUCGGGCAUCCAGCCUGUUUGUAACCGCACCGAGUGUCCUGAUCUGGCUGCACCAGCUAAUGGCUAUGUAACAUUGGGAACAUUCUAUGGCGACACAGCGACGUACAGCUGCCAAAUUGGGUAUGAAAUCGAUGGCGUUGCAGUCAGGACAUGCCAGGCUGAUAAAACUUGGCGUGGGAUGGAGCCGACCUGCACCAGAAAGGAAUGUCCGCUUUUGGAUCCUCCAACCAAUGGCGGAAUAUAUGGGAAUAAUGAUAACCUGUAUGGAGACGUAGUCACUUUCUACUGCCAAACUGGGUUUGAGCUGAUUGGAGGCCCAACACUGACCUGUCAGAGUGAUCAACAGUGGAGUGGGGCACAACCAUACUGUCAAAAAAAAGAAUGCCCACCGCUACAAGCACCAACCAAUGGUUUGACGUCUGGAUCCUUUUCCGUUGGGAGCCAGUUGACCUUCACAUGUGAUCCUGGUUAUAUGCUCAAUGACAAUGCAACACUGUCCUGCUUGGACACACAGGUGUGGAGUGGAACCCCACCUACUUGUGACCCAAUAACCUGUCCUGCUCUGAGCCCACCAUCCAAUGGCCAGAUGAAUGGCAACAGUAACUUGUAUGGAGACCAAGCAAGUUUUGCAUGUGACCUUGGCUUUGAGCUGAAUGGGAGUCCCUCACUCUUCUGUCAGCAAGAUGGAACCUGGUCAGGAGCCCAGCCAGUUUGCAAUGCCUUGCAGUGUCCAACUCUGACUGCACCUGCCCAUGGGACCGUGGCUGGUGGGUCGUCAUUUGGUGAGACUGCCACGUACUCCUGUGAUGCUGGGUACGAGGUGGUGGGAACUUCCACCAGGUUGUGCCAACCUAGCAGGACAUGGAGCGGAAAUGAACCAACUUGUGAAAAAAUAUCAUGUGCAAGUCUGGACGCUCCUCUUAAUGGUGGGAUCAGUGGGUUCAACCAGUAUGGAGAUACGGUGACGUUUGACUGUAGCAUUGGGUUUGAGCUGGUGGGCGACCAGACAAGAAUCUGUCAGAGUGACCAGCAGUGGAGUGGAACACAACCCCACUGUCAAAGACUGAAGUGUCCACAGCUGGGUAUGAUCACAAAUGGUGACUUCACCGGUGGUCUGCAUUAUGGUGACUAUGCCUCUUUCAUGUGCAAUGCUGGGUAUGAACUUCAGGGUAAUAACAGUGCAGUUUGCAUGGAAAACGGACAAUGGAGCAAUCCAGCACCUUUAUGCAUAGCAAAGGAAUGUCCUCCCCUAACAGCCCCACAAGAUGGUACCAUGGCUGGGACCUUUUUCGUGGGCGACAGGGUGACUUUCUCCUGCAAGACUGGCUUUAACUUGGUGGGCAACACCGUUAUAGUGUGCAAGGAGACUCUUACAUGGAGCGGUACUACACCAAACUGUGAAAGUGUUACUUGUCCCUCACUUCUUGCCCCGGUCUAUGGGUUUGUAAGAGCCCCAGGGAAUACUUAUGGUGAUACAGUGACCAUUUCAUGUGAAACUGGAUAUGAGCUCAUUGGUGACAGCAUCAGGACAUGUGAAGCCAGCGGACUGUGGAGUGGCUCCGCCCCUCUUUGUCAAAGGAAAUGCUGUAGUGCACUGUACAUUCCAUUUGGUGAUUAUGCGGGAACCACCUGCUACAACGACACCAUUACCUUCAACUGUGAUCCUGGUUAUGAAGUGUUUGGAGCCACAAAGACAACGUGUGAUGAGACUGGUCAAUGGGACACCGCAGUCCCCCAGUGUCAAAGUAAGUAA